Messenger RNA from Symbiodinium necroappetens, 1113 nucleotides. NCBI's taxonomy places the organism in Eukaryota, Dinophyceae, Suessiales, Symbiodiniaceae. The record is from the annotation of a GenBank genome assembly.
AUGAAAGGUACCGAGUGGAGUUGGAACAACUGGAGGAAUGUCAAGUUCCAGAAGGAUGGCACCUUCGAAGCUCCGACCAAUGACUGCCAACGUGGUCAGUGCAAAUGGUCUGCCAACAAGGGCAAGAUCUUUGUGCUCUGGGGCCAAGCCGGGCUCCAUGAAUUGGAGAUUGUCGGCGAGGUGCCAACCGAGCAGAAUCAACAGAAAAUGCAAGGAAUGCAGAUGAGGGGUCGCCGCGUCUCCGACGGGGAUAGGUGCUCUGCCGUCUUCCAAAGAGUUUUCGACCAUGAAGCUGCUGAGCUAGACAAGGACCUCUACGAGAUCCUCGGCCUUCAGGAGGAUGCCGACGAGGCAGACAUCAAAAAGGUGUACCGGAAGCUGUCCAUCAAGUACCAUCCCGAUAAGAAUCCCGAUGAGGAGUCGAAAAGGAAGUUCGGGGAGAUUCGGGAUGCCUACGAGAUCCUGAACGAUCCGGACAAGAAGAUCCUCUAUGACACCGGCGGGAUGGAGGCGGUCAAGAAGGCCGAAAAAGGCGAAAUCGAGAAAGGCGAUGAUGCUAGAGCGAAUCUGGCAGUGAGUUUAGAAGACCUGUACAACGGUGGCAACAGAAAGGCGGAGAUCGAACGGCGCAUUGUCUGCCGAGGUUGCAGGGUCAAGCCGGACUCUCCGAAGUGCCAGGGCUGUCACAGGUGUCCAAACGAAGUGAGGUUAGUAAACCGGCAGGUUGGCCCUGGCAUGUUCAUGCAGCAGCAAGAAGAAGUCCAGAGCCAGGAGAAGUGCAAGCAAGAGCUCGCCGAGAUAGAUGCCCACAUAGAAAAGGGAAUGCGGGAUGGCGAAAGCCUCACCUUCCCUCGUAUGACCGACCAGAGGCCUGGCAUGAUCCCCGGCAGCAUGAUCUUGACCCUCAAGGUUGCGAAGCAUCCGGAGUUCGAGAGACGUGGGGACGACCUGCACAUGAACAUGAAGGUAACGCUUCGAGAAGCUUUGCUUGGGUGGACAAAAACCGUCAGGCACAGCUCAAGCCCGUGUGCCUGCCGGGGGGGCAGGGGUUCGAUGGGCUUCGUACCAAGCUGUGUUGCUGCCCCGUAUUACCUCGCCAGUGUGCCGAAGUAG